AUGGCUUCCAAUGGCAGCGAAGGUAAUGGAUGGCGGCGGAGUCGCAGAGAAAAGCAUUUGUCGGACAAAGCACGAUUAUCUCUGGACGACGGAGAGCAAAUACCUGGCUUGGAUCAAUCAUCACCACCACCGACCUCUCUCUCUAAAAUUGGCGACAUCUCAUCGCACGAUUUCAGCUUACAAGAGAACAAAGUCGGCAAGUCUCCCAUCAAUAUGGUGCGCACGGACAAGACCAAGUCGACGGCCGUCGCCACACCGGACAUCGCCACCAGCCCAGCCUUCGCUGCGAACAGCUUCAUGCUCGACGGGUGGCCGCGCACACUGCCUGAGGAUGUUGUCGAGCUCCACGCAAAGUGGGGCGACCGAAAAGACCAUGCGACCACAGCCGACAUCAUCGAGACGUACGGCGACGACGGAGCAGACGACUGGGACGAUUUCGCAGGCAACCCAAACCUGUAUCCCAAGCCUGGUGAUCUUGAGCGUGCCGUCGGCAGCACCUUGAACCGUGCGAAGAGCGCAUUUCGGGCGAACAAGAGCUGGGAGCAGUUUGAGGCGGAUGAGGAGGCGCUGAGCAGCAUGAGAAUGGCGAUGUUGGAGCACGAUCCUGAGCGGCACAAGAUCCUCUUGCGGGAGUGUUUGAACAACGACUUGCGGCUGAAAGUGUUCAAUCAGCUCAAAGAGCGGCUCUGUACCGAGAUCUGGAAGAGAGAAUACGUGCCAACUGUGGAAGCUGCGGUUCCACUGCAGCCACCAUCAGCUCGCACCAAGAAGGAUAGCAAAGUGACCUUCUCGAACGAGGUCGCGGAGGGUCGCAAGAAGCAAACCGAACCGGUCGAGCAAGACGAGUACAGCGUGAGAGAUUGGCAUGAAAGACACCCAGUGUGGAAUGUCCCGGAAGGACAGUAUCCGAAUCCAAACAACCAGGACUACCGCGCCCACUUUAAGCACAUUGGCGAGGGUCAGCCCCGUCGGUGGGACUGCCUGUACUGCAGAACCACGCGUGAGCAGAUGGGCCACAUUUGA
Molecule: messenger RNA, 1023 nt
Organism: Zasmidium cellare ATCC 36951
Lineage: Eukaryota; Fungi; Ascomycota; Dothideomycetes; Mycosphaerellales; Mycosphaerellaceae
Exons: 2
Coding region: 1-1023 (340 amino acids)
Source: RefSeq, a predicted model, not a curated record